Messenger RNA from Cercocebus atys (sooty mangabey), 2870 nucleotides. RefSeq lists its product as uncharacterized. Lineage: Eukaryota; Metazoa; Chordata; Mammalia; Primates; Cercopithecidae. The record is from RefSeq and is a predicted model, not a curated record. The transcript has 2 exons.
AAAAAAGAAAAGAAAAGAAAAAGAAAAAAAGAAAUGUGAUGUGGGAGUGCUUCAGGUAAAAGCAAAAUUAUCCCUGCCAUGAUAUUCUCUGUGCAAUGCUUCAAUAUGCUUAUCAAACAAGAGAACUAUGCUGAAAGAAUUUUAGCAUCUUUUUUACUAAGGCUUUUUUUUUCAAUUCAUUUGUUCAAAGGUUCCUGGAUCGUGGGUCCCAUUUUACAGAGACAUGAAAGCUAAUCAGAUAGUGUUGCAGGUAUUUACACUGCCUUUAAAUUUGUACUUUUCUCUGGGAAUGACAGGGGAGAACCAGGUGGUGACACCAGUGGGGUUUCUGAUUUGAAAUGACACAGUCUAUAGGAUUAACCAGCAACAAGAGGCCAAUCCAACUAGAAUCUAGGACUAAGACUGAGUUUUGAGUGUUGGCAACAGGAAGAGGUGCUGAAAGCACCUAUCCUCAGCCCGGGCAGACUGUAGAGAAAAUGGAUUCAUCUAGAAAAUUAUAAAAGACAAAAUGAGUAUCACAGCUCUAGGGUUCAGACAUAUGCUCACUUGAAACAGUCCAUAAUAUAGACUGAUUGUUUUUUGUCAACUCAUUACCCAAGAGCCAAGAAGUGCUGCAUGAAUGACAAUCUGGAGAUGAAGUUAAAGUGAAAGCCAGUGCUGGGAAACUAAAGUCACUCAACAUCCAAACUGAACCCAGCAUUUGUGGAAAGACCCCAGGCUGUGGCACAGGAGAUGAGAGUCAGGCCUGCUGACUGGCCCCACUAUGGCCUCCAGGAGGGCUCUGUGGAUUGGGGCUGGCAGCACGUCCUUAGAUGGUGACCCUGCCUUCCUUCCUUUAGCCCACUUUCUUUCACCCUCCCCUCUUCGCGGAGUGCUUUCAUCCUUCAGUUAAAAUGUCUGAAACAACCUUAUCUUCCAUCCUGGCAAGCUUGCCCCGUCCUCAUUCAUAGCUCAUCUGGGAGCCCUCCUUUCCUUAAAGAAGGAUUAAUACAAGUGAUAGUUUAUUACCCUUAGACUUCCAAGAUUAAAAAUAAAUAAAUACAUACAUGAAAAUGGCAGAAAGAAGGAACCAUGGGAGGGUCGCCUUUUCUUUCUCUCUUUACCACAGAACAGAGCGCAGGACUAUAGUUGGAUUGUCCUACAAUCUAUUCCAUUUAUUUUCACUCCCAAUAGAUGUUGUAAUUUGGAAAAGAAAAGACACUCACGGGGCUUAACAGAGACCCAGUAGGAAACGCGUAAACGUCUCCCUGCAGCACAAUGAUGCACUGGCUGCAGCUCGGGGCUGCGGUACAAAUGCUCAGUCCCUGCUUUGCUGAGCAGACCCGAGUGGAGCGGAGCGGUGGAGAUCUCACCACACUAACCCCGCUGGGCCUGGGCACCUCCACACAAGCCCCAUUCCAUCUCCUUCUUCCCAUCACUUGCCCCAUAGAUCAAUUGAUUCCGUGCCUCGUCGUCCCCCAUGUCCGUCCCUAAAACCUGCCCUGCACUGAUCCACUUUCAGAUUUCCCACUGCUCCUCCGCGGAACCCAGCCAGUGUGCAUGUUUGUGCACAUUUUGACAGAAAGGGUAUUUCGUUGCAUAUGGAUCAGCAACCCCUUCGCGGUUCUGCUUGCUACCCUCCCCCUCCUCCCGCUGCUCCAUUCACCUCCAUCUCAGAUCUCCCUCCUCCCCCCGGUCCGGUGGGGUAAAGAAAGGCUCCUCCAGGCAGCACAAUGGCUGGCGCUCCGAGGAAGCCGGACUCAUCCCGCGCAGGCCGCACACACACUCCACUGCCCUCCUGGUCAAACAAGCCCGGACACGGGAGAGGGGUGGGAGUCGGGGAUGCCUAGCGGCGGGGAGGGAAGGGAUAGGCAAAAGGGAAGAGGAGCGGGCUGUGAUACCCCCUCGACGCCGUCAAACACUGCUCCCCGCGCUCCAGAGCCGGGGGCCCACCCGACGGCAGCGCGCCCCGCCACCGCGCCGCCGCCCCGGUGCCUUCUCCCGCCCGUCUGUAGUAAAACAAUCGCUCCCCCGGCGUCUGCGGCCGCUGCCAGCGGUUCUGACACUGCAGGAAUGCGCGGACUGGGGAAGGCUCAGCACUCUGGGGAGGGGCACGAGCGGGGUCGGGGAAGCUCCAAGAUGAGCGCGUGCAAUAACUAUCAACAUGGAUACCUCGCAGAGCCUGACACUAGCUUCUGGAUAAAAUGCAGGCGAUGGCUGCUGGCGGAUGCCGGCAGACACACUCAAAGGCCCUCUUGGACUUUCUGAGCUGCCCAUUCUCCUCUACUGGAGGCUGAGGCGGGCAGGCCCAGCGACGUCUCCCAGCCCCAACUGAGUUCCGACCUCAAGCCAAAAGUGAGGAGGCCGGCAGGAGAGCUUUUCUCGCCCAAAGAUGCGGGGUGGGAGCCGGAUCCAGCUGAAAAAUCUGAGUGAGAAGGUUUCAGGCCCAGGAGGACUUGAGAUAAUACAGGAAAAUUCAAGAGGCUGAAAUAAGAAGGCUCCCUGGGGUCUUGUGAAAAAUUAUUCAUUUAUCAUGUCUACUGUGUAUAGGCCUGUGCUUAUAGAAGCUGUCAAUAAAAAGUCUCAUAAUUCAUGGAUACACACAACUAAGAGCACAAGAACUGUAAUUAUCGAAGGAAGGCACUGGAAAAAGCAUGUCGGCUUGGAGAACCCCAAGUACUUUUGUCUGAUUACAAAGUACCUCUGGGCUGAACUGAGAACUUCAACUGGAAGGGGCAGGGAGCUUCUCUUUUGCUGGUUUAUGCAUUCAUUCCACAGACAUUUCAACCAUGAGAAGGAUGGAAACAGGAAUAAUGUCCCAAUGAGAUGAGAAGAAGCGUUGGCCUAUUUGCCUUUGUGGGAGCAAUAGACAGAGGAUGUCUUCCUGUAAG